This is a messenger RNA of Gregarina niphandrodes, 1752 nucleotides long. RefSeq lists its product as hypothetical. The record is from RefSeq and is a predicted model, not a curated record. The coding region runs from base 1 to 1752 and encodes 583 amino acids. NCBI's taxonomy places the organism in Eukaryota, Apicomplexa, Conoidasida, Eugregarinorida, Gregarinidae. The transcript has a single exon.
AUGGGCUUUGGAUCCGGUGGGUCGGAGCAUUGGUUGGGAUUAGGUGCCUCCACUGGGAGUUUCAGUGCGGUUGACAGGUCCCGGGAAGCAAACGUACGUCGCGGACUCAUACACUUACUAAGUGCGUUAGGCGGGGGUGUUAGGAGGCAGCCGGACUUCGGGUCCUGUGAAAAAGUGUGGGACGACCUAGCCGGAUUGUUGGUGCGUCAGUUGAGUCCGGAAGUUCUCUCCAAAUUCCUGACUUGCCUCGUCGACAUCGCGCGACCCGAAGGGAUAAACGACCAAUGGUUUCUGGCGUGUGUAAUGGAGGCCAAUUCCGACAAUGAAGGCGACGCACAAUGGCUCAGCAGCCUAGGCUUCGCCAUCGAUUUCUCCUCUUAUCAACGUGUCUUUUACGUCCCCGACGAAGACCCGCCAAACAACCUGUCGACCAACCUGCCAAACAACAUUGAAGACGGUCGACAAGCUGAUACACAGUUGCAAGAGCGCGGGCGGGUGAAGGUCCUAGAGGACAUCAGAAGCAGCGAUCGUGUGUUUUACGCUGCGUGCAACUCGCGAAACGCAGAUGACAGAUGUGGACUAGCAACAACUCUCGGAGUGCCGUCUAAGCCUGGGUGUUGUGGUCACGUAUUCUACGUGCCUAUUGACAACAGUGUGCACGACGACAAUGUGCUUGUUGAUAGUAAUGAAACCAGUGAGAGCCUUCUUGCUGAAAUGAUUCAGGACGCACUGAACGAGGAUCCCCCGCGACCGAGGGUGAGUAUGGAAGGUGCGAUAGCAGCUAUGUGGAGUAUACAGCAGAUCUUGAACCCGGUGCGAAUCGCAGAACGGAUCGCAGAACGGAUCGCAGAACGGAUGGGAGAAGCAGACCAUAGUGUUUUUCGUCCUGUAGGGCCCUUUUCCGAGGAAUCUUCUUCCCAGGGGCCGAGCGCGAGAGACGAAGGCAUUGCGUGGCGAUGGGGUUUCCUGGCGGGUGUCUUGUAUGACGCGUUGGAUCGGCCCCAAAUGAAAGCUUUGCUGAAGGCAAGAGAGUCAGACACUGGUCGACCUUCAGGCGUGUCUGACGUAUGGUACCUUGCCACGCUUCUUCAACGAUUUGCACCUCCUGGUUCACUUCAACAGUUGGUGCUGGAUCUAGGACUGACGUACCACAGUGGACUGGUCUGUACGGACAGACUGUGUGGGGGCCUGGCCCCCGUAUUUCAGAGACUGCCGAUGUCCGAGAAAGCGCGAAAGUCAAUCGUGCUUGUGUCGCAGCUUCGUGAAUGGAUAAAGACGGUAGACAGAGCUAACAUCAACUGGAAUGCUGUAAGUUUGCUAACUGCUAAUAUGUCGGCGUUCAUUUACAGGACACUGGGUGAGCAGCCACUCCACAAGCUGGUAGAGUCUACAAAGAGAAGCCUGAAUGCUCCCACUGACUUGCCUCUUUCCGACCCCUGCUUCCUCAGCUGCUGGCUUGGGGCCCUCGAGGACGUACACAAAGUUUACAACUUCUGUCGAUACUACGGGCUCGUCCCCUCGAACAACGGGGUGCUCACCACACGGCACGAGGGGCUCGACUUCUUCGGACUGCUCCCAGAACUUGGCGCCGGAACUUCGGGAUUCGCCUGCACUCAAACCGCCGAUUUCACACGACCCGACUUUACUUUGGUGCGGCAGAAAAAGAGACCGGAAGAAGACUCGUCGAGCCAAGCUGCAGACAACAAGAAACGAAAAAUUUUCGUAGGACACCUUCCCAGUCCCAGACCGUGA